CUCUUCAUUGGGUUGGGUCUAAUUGUGUUACUGUCUCUCUCUCACUCUCUCUCUCUCUCUGCAGAGUGUGUUGGGUGUAUGUCUGGUGUUGUCCAGGUAACAUGGCUCUGGUUCAGACCCUGCCUGUGUCUGUGACUGACCACCCCAAGCCUCCCACCAGCCUCCAUAUCGUCACCCUCUCCCCUGUCGUCGGAGGGCCCUGUGGCCCCUUUGUCCCCGGAGCCACCAUGGGCUCCGUCAGCAGCCUCAUCUCUGGCCGGACCCAUCAGGAGCAGCGACACUGCCGGGCUGCCAGAGAGUUCAGCACUAAGCCACGCCGUAACACCCCAACCACCAAUUGUUUCAGGCUCCAGGGUGAUAGCCACACCCUGCGCAGCGGGAGCUCCCUGGAACAACUACUGGUCAUCAACAACCAGACCCAGCUCCAGCCCACCAAGCUCCAGCCGCCGCCACUGCCCACCAAGAAGCAGCCCCGAGCGGGUAACUCUGCUGGCGGAGCUGGGUGUGUGGCUGGAGGUGGUGGUGGUAGUGGAGGGAAUGGGAACUAUGGGUUUGUGAGUGAGGAGGUAGUGACUGUAGGAGACCAGAAUGAUAACCAUGUGGUGACGGUGGGGAGUCCGUGUAGCGACUUGGAGGAGCAGAGGGAUAACCGAGGUCUCAACGGGAAUAUCGGCGGUCCUCCGCCCAAACUCAUCCCUGUGUCGGGAAAACUGGAGAAGAACAUGGAGAAGAUUCUGAUCCGUCCCACCGCGUUCAAACCGGUGGUCCCGAAGAACCGCCACUCAGUGCAGUACCUCUCCCCGAGACCAGGGGGCAACCUCUCUGAGAGCCAAGGCACCCUCAACCUCCUCCUGCCCCUGUCUAUCAACGGGAAUAACGGAAAUACAGUGGUCAAUAACGUGAAUACCGUGUUCAAUAAUGUGGUCAAUGGCACGGGGAGCUACGGGAACGUUGUACCUCUGGUCGGCUCGUCCUCUUCCUCAGAUAGCAAGAGGAACUCAUACAGCGGAGGACGCAACGCUCGCAGCAGCCAUUCCUGCUCCAUGUCAGACUCUGGCCGUAACUCCCUGUCCAGCCUGCCCACCCACAGCAGCCUGGCCAAUAGCGAGGCCUCCGGGUCGGGUUCAGGGUCUGUGGGGUCCGGGGUGGGCCCGGAGCCUGGGAGAACCACCACCACAAACGGAGGUUCGGGGAUAAACGGAGGUCACGCCCACUCUACCUCCCACGGUCACUCAAACUCGGACAGCGGGCGGUCGUCGUCCAGUAAGAGCACAGGGUCGCUGAGUGGGCGAGGCCAGCCCCUGUCGGACAGCGGGUCGUGUGGGCGCUCGCCCCCGACCUUGGAGGGUUACGAGGGGGUGGUUAGGGAGCUGGAGGAGAAGUUGAGGGAGAGAGACCUGGAGCUGCAGCAACUCAGAGAGAACCUGGACGAGAACGAGGCCGCCAUCUGUCAGGUAUACGAGAAGAAGCAGCUUCGCUGUGAGAGAGAGCUGGAAGAGCUGAGACAGAGCUGUUCCUCUAAGAUGAAACAGGCUUCACAGAAGGCCCAGAGAGUACAACAGGCCUUACAGCUACAGGUGUUCCAACUGCAGCAAGAGAAGAAGAAGCUUCAGGAGGACUUCUCCUCUCUGCUGCAGAACAGGGAAGAGCUGGAGAGGAGGUGUGCCUCUAUACAGAGAGAGCAGACCCAGCUGGGACCACGCCUAGAAGAGACCAAGUGGGAGGUGUGUCAGAAAUCAGGUGAGAUCUCCCUUUUGAAACAGCAACUGAAGGAGAGCCAGUCAGAGCUGAGCCAGAAGGGCGGGGAGCUGGUGGUCCUGAAGUCCCAGUUGAGAGAGGUCAGGUCCGAUCUCCAGAACAGCCAGGCUACGACCCAGGAGGCUGGGUCGGCCCUACGAACACGCUCCCUGGAGCUGGAGGUCUGCGAGAAUGAGCUCCAGCGCAGGAAGAGCGAAGCCGAGCUGCUCCGCGAGAAAGUCGGACGCUUGGACGAAGAGUUGGCCCGCCUCCGAGAUACCCUGGCCAAUCAGGAAGGAGGUUAUCUUCCUGGAGGCCAGGCACUAGCCACUAAGGGCCAAUGUAUGAGCCUGCCCCUCCCCCAGGGGCGUGGGGGUGUGGGGGGUGGAAGGGAGGGCCUCAGCCCCUCUGUGGGGUACCGAGAUGCGGAGGAGGGGAGGCUGGGUUGGGGAGGGGAGAGUGAUGAGACCAAGGCUCAGAGGCAGAGUGCUGAAGCUGUGCUGGGACUCAGGCAACAGGUGGAGAGGCUGAGGGCAGAGCUGAUGUACGAGAGGAGGAGCAGUGAGGAGCAGCUGGGCGGAUUUGAGGAGGAGAGGAGGGUCUGGCAGCAGGAAAAGGAAAAGGUGAUCCGCUACCAGAAGCAGCUGCAGCAGAACUACAUCCAGAUGUACAGGAGGAACAGAGAUCUGGAGAGAGUGAUGAGAGAGCUCAGUCUAGAGCUGGAGAACAGAGAUGUAGAGGACUACGACAUCCACAGCGGCAGCAACGACAUCCACUUCGAGGAGAUCGCCGCUACUGAGAUCUAGAGGGACCAUACAAGGGUGUCCUCUUGCCCCAGUGAGAUUUAGAGACCAGACAGGGGCGUUGUCUAACCCCAGUGAGAUUUAGAGACCAGACAGGGCGUAGUCUAACCCCAGUGAGAUUUAGAGACCAGACAGGGCGUAGUCUAACCCCAGUGAGAUUUAGAGACCAGACAGGGCGUUGUCUAACCCCAGUGAGAUUUAGAGACCAGACAGGGCGUUGUCUAACCCCAGUGUCCUCUCGCUCCCAUGACAAUUAGUACCAGCACCCUGAUUUGAUCUGAUUUCCCCAUCACUGCUACUGAGAGGUCUGCGUCCAAAAUGGAACCCUAUUCGCUAUGUAGUGCACUUAUUUUGGAUAGAGAACAGGUUACCGUUUUAAAUUUGCAUCCAGACUACAGAGGGUGUACCUGGACUUACUCCCCUAACCACAGUACCAGCACUCUUUACUUCUCUACACUCUUGGGAAAGAAUGUGCUAUCUAGAACCUAAACGGGUUCUUUGUCUGUUCCCAUAGGAUAACCCUUUGAAUAACUAGUUUUGGUUCCAGAUAGAACCCUUUUGGUUCCAGGCAGAACCUCAAACCAAAAAGGGUUCCCCCAUUGGGACAGCCGAAGUAUACUUUUGGAACCCUUUUUUCUAAGUGUGUAUGCUGGCAUGGACAUUAAGGGAGCAUCUCUGUCUCAGGGUUGAUUUACUGUACUAGACACUGGGAUGCACCCUCCUCUAGGCCCUCACAGGAACAGCUGACUACCUGCAGUCAGAAAGGACUCCAUCACUUCGUCAUUCGGACUUGAAAGAAGUUUAGGGUGUAUCUCAACAGUUUAAAGUGGCUUCCUUUCCAGAUUGAGAUUCACCCUCAGACCAACACAUCCUCAUUGCCUUCUCACAUGGGUUUGAUUUCCCAGCUAUAGUACCAGCACUCUAUGGGACGUAUACUAUGACUUUUGACUUGAGAAACAAGCAGGCAUCACUCAAACCUUGCUCAAAUCAGGGUAUUGAAAGCAAUGGGAGUCGCAGAAAAAGGGCACAGAUCUCAGAUCAAGUGAAAUCAUAUCUGUAUAUAGCACACAGGGGUGACUAUCUGACGACCAGCACAUAAUGAUGACAUCACAAUAAAGAUGACAUCACCCCUCGACUGUGUUUACGUUUGUCCACAGGACUCAGAGCAAAAGUCCCACUUUUACAAUGUCUUCUCAUGUUACAUAUACACUAUUCAAUGGAUCAUCAACUGAUCUAGACGUAGCAAUUUUAAGCUACAGCCUGGUCUUUUCUGAGUUACAGAAACACUGGAGUAUUUUAAUGGAAUGUAUAAGGACUCUUUGCACAUAGUAGGUGUCAACCAUUCAGUUAUCAACACCGGCUAAGACACAAACUAGGCUACACCAAGAGAAUACCUGGGAUCAUUGUGCACAAAAACUCAUAAUGCUCUUUUCAGUUCUGGACGUGACUGUUCUGUCUUUCUCAUGUAGUUGACCUCUUUGUAUGGACACAGAAGAGAUAGAAGCAUGUAGCAAUAAGAGAGAGUGCAGCUUGGGAGAUCUCGCUCUCAUAUCAAAGGAAGAAACAAAUCUCUCUCUCUUUCCUGUUAACUAGCACAGAUUUUCAUAUCAAAGGAAAAAACAAACAUUUAUUGGUUAAAACUAAAGCUGCCCGUCAAAGAUAUUGAUGCUGCAUCGGCUGCUGGGACUGUUAUGGAGCCUUCUUGGAUCCGUGAGGUCAGGGGUCGUGGAUCAGGAAGCCUUUGGUGGCACUUUCCCUGAUGGUAUCACAGUGAAAGCAACAAAACAUCAAUGCCAAACUGUACUGUAGACCUCCCUCCCUUGUCCUCUCUCACUGUCACACACUCUGGACUGUGAAUACUCUUCCGAGUAUUACUAGACCCCCCCCUCUCCCUCCCUCACUCAAAAAAAACAAAUAACACUUCCUAGUCUUCCUGUCCAUGACUGUGAGACUCCCUCACUGACAUGUAGAUAAUGUGGGUGGCAUGAUUGCAUGUCUUUCCCUGUCUGUCAGAGUCGGUCCAGAUAAUGUAGGGGUUUGUGCUGGACAUUGCAUGAUAGAGUAGCCUAAGGCAUGACACCCCGGUCAUUAUGGAACUGUUACACUGGUUAUGUUAUUGCCUUGGGAGCUCCAAGGGGGAUGGGACUGAAAUCUCUGGUCAACAUAUUGGCAGCCACUGGGAACCAUAGAAAUAUACUUACUAUAAUGUAAUUCUAUGUCUAUGCUGGGAACCAUGAAUUAAUAAGGUGGUCUUCAGUUGUGCUUUCUCAUAAGAAUGGAUUCAACUAGAGGUGUGAUCUUUUGUAUUACAGAGUAAAACAAAGUAUAUAAAAAAAAUUCUUAACAGAUAAAAUAAAAAUCAAUAUGAUCUAUGAUGAUGAUGUGUAUAUUUUUUAUAUAGCGCCUGAAGAUAUUUUGUGGUAAAACCGGUACCAUUGUGGGUUUAAUAUACAAAGUAUAAUAAAGAUUUUUAUAUAUCUUUGCAGGACCACACAUAUCCCAAUGAGAUGAUCAAUAAGAAUUGGAAAAUGUCUAGAAAGAGUGGAGUGAUCUAUUGCAUGCAUUAAAAAUCAUUUUUUACAUCAUAUUUUACAAACUCAAUAAUUUUUUGUUGACCAAGCUGCAUUUUGAUUCAACUUACUGUAAUAUAAACGCAACAUGCA
Molecule: messenger RNA, 5203 nt
Organism: Salvelinus namaycush (lake trout)
Lineage: Eukaryota; Metazoa; Chordata; Actinopteri; Salmoniformes; Salmonidae
Product: leucine zipper putative tumor suppressor 2 homolog
Exons: 7
Coding region: 102-2543 (813 amino acids)
Biological process (GO): negative regulation of canonical Wnt signaling pathway; cell division
Source: RefSeq, a predicted model, not a curated record